This is a messenger RNA of Drosophila navojoa, 5043 nucleotides long. It is a transcript of the gene mesh, whose product is annotated as sushi domain containing 2 mesh. The record is from RefSeq and is a predicted model, not a curated record. Gene Ontology annotation, biological process: cell-matrix adhesion. NCBI's taxonomy places the organism in Eukaryota, Metazoa, Arthropoda, Insecta, Diptera, Drosophilidae.
ACGGUGACAGGUGUAGGCAGUCGACAGGUUUUGGCAACGCCCCGACUUCAGUCUUAACUGAGCGUGGCGCCCUAACGAACGUACUUAUUUAGCUGUCUAUAAGUACGAAAAACGAAAAUCGAAUUACGAAUCGAGCGAAUCGAAAAUAUAAGCAAAAGGUGUUUGGCGCAGCAAUUGUGAAAAUGCGCCUCAAACUGUUUGUGGUCUGUGCGCUGGCCUGCGGCUUCAUGGCCUAUGUGCUGGCCAAUGAGAAUAUCUCAGCGGAUGUGGAAGAUCAAAUUAUAAAUGCGCCAGCAAACGCGAACAAAGCCUCCAAAAAGGCGCAGGCCGUGGAAUUUGUGGAAAUUAUCGAGCCACCGCCGCCGCCAGCACCAGCGCCAGUCGCAGCAGCAGCAGCAGCAGCAGCAGCACCCGCACCCGCCGCCAAACAGGCAGUCGCUAAGCCUGCAGCCACGCCCAGUCCGGCGCCCGCAGCUAAAGCCAAAACAGCCGUCAGCCCGCCACCCGCCGUCGUUGCCUCCAAACGCGGCACCGACGACAUCCUCACCGUGGCUGGCCUCAAACCGCAGCCCAAAUCCGGUGCACUAGUCAUGCCCUUUGACUAUCUGGGCGAGCUGUACGAUUUGGAUUCCACUGGCUACAACUGGGAUCCCAACAAUAAUGUGGCGCCACCGGACACGCCCUCGACGGCCGCCGGCGGAUACACCAUCACGCCCGCCCGCCUCGCCGAGCUGCGAUCCACCUUCCUCUACUGGUUCUUCGACAAGGACAGCUACGGCGGACGCGGCGAUUAUCAGUUUGAUAUACACGCCUCGAUGACGCAGCUCCACAAAAAUCUGAACUUCCAGAUGCCCUUCUACGGCUUCCGCUUCAACUAUACUCGGCUCUCGCUGAACGGCUACUUGGAGUUCUCGGACCCACCCGAAUACCUGACCUAUCCCUUGGUCUUCCCCAUCAAGGACUGGCCCCACAAGCGUGAUCCCUCCUUCAUCGGCAUCUUCUUCAGCAAGUGCCGCGUGGGCCGCCAGUAUCCCUCGGACCUGGACCAGCGCACUCCUGGCGUCUAUUUCCGCGUGGUACGUGAUCUGAUGGGACGCACGGACCGCUUCGGCGUCGAGGUGCGUGAACGCACAAUGUGGGACAUACGCACGGGCGUUGUGGGCGCUGAUACCUUUGUGCCCAAGCACGUGGUGAUCGCCACCUGGAAGAAUGUCUCCUUUGCCGGCGGCAUUGAUAACUCACUCUUCACGACAAACACUUUCCAAAUGGUCCUGGCCACCGAUGAAGUCUACACCUAUGUCAUCUUCAACUAUGCAGUUCUCAAUUGGCUCUCGCACACUGAGGCAGGCGGCGAUACGACCAAGGGCGAGGGCGGCGUGCCCGCAUUCGUCGGCUUCAAUGCUGGCAACGGCACUCAGGCCUAUGAGUAUAAGCCGUACAGCCAGAACAUGGUCAUACGGGACUUGGCGAAUCGGGGCUGGGGCAACGGAUUCCCUGGACGGCAUAUAUUCCGCAUCGACGAACAGAUUUUGAUUGGGUCGUGCAACAAGGAUAUCGAUGCUGCGCUUCUGCCGCUGACAUUUGCGCCCGAGUCGGGCAACAUGCUGGGCGGGCAGGUGGUGAACAUAACGGGACCCUGCUUUGACCCGAACAUACGCGUUACCUGCCACUUCGACACGGAGUCUGUGCUGGGCACCUAUGUGGAUCGCAAUCGUGUGAUUUGCGUGCAGCCCUUCCUCAAGGCCGAGGGCUACAUCCGCUUCCAGAUCUCCGUGGGCACGCAGCGCUUCAAGUGGCGCGGCAAGUACUUUGUGGAGACACCUGCCGCCGCCACCGAGAAGAUCUUCUUUGCCACCGACGAUGUGCACAAGCGCAAUCCCAGCGAGAUUCGCAUCAGCUGGAACGCCUUCAACUUGACCUCCAAUCUGAAUGCCAAUGUCAUGAUCUCCCUGUGGGGCUACCGCGAGACAAAGAUCGAGCCGCAGCUGGAGUACAUUGAUGUGAUCGAGGCCAGCCUGACCAAUUCCGGCAGCUAUGUCAUCACGCCCUCCAACUAUAUAAACCGCCACAACAUCAACAAUGACAUGCAGUUCGGCUUCCUUCAAAUCAAUCUCACCCAGCCGGCUCAGUACUCCAACCUGGCGCUCAGUCCCACCCUAUGGUCCCGCCCGAUUCCACUGGCCUGGUACAUGGCGCCGCAGUGGGAGCAGAAGCACGGCAAGCGCUGGCCUCGUGCUCUGUGCGAUAAUUGGAUACGCGCCGACAGAUUUCUCAGAAACUUUGCCGCCGACCUGCCGCUGUGCCCCUGCACACUGGAGCAGGCGGUGCUCGACCUGGGCCGCUUCCGACCGGACCGUGAGUGCGACAAGGACUCGAAUCCUAGCUGCUUGCGUCACAGUGGUGCCAUUCAUUGCGUGGUCAGCGGAACACCAGUUGCCCAAGGUGCUGAGCAGCAGUGCUGCUACGAUCGCUACGGCUUCCUGAUGCUGACCUAUGACCAGAUGUGGGGCUCGCGGCCGCGUCGCAUUCACAACCUGGGCAAGAUGCCCUGGAAUGAGGCCAGCAAGGUGCCCUCGCUGUCCAUGUGGUUCCAUGACAUGCGUCCGUUCUACUCCUGCUGCUUCUGGCAGGAGGAGCAGUCCGUGGGCUGUGAGACCUAUCGCUUCGAGCGUCGCCCCUCGCAGGAUUGUGUUGCCUACCAGGCGCCUGGCAUUGCUGGCGUCUUCGGCGACCCCCACUUGAUCACCUUCGAUGGCAGCGCCUACACGUUCAAUGGCCUGGGCGAAUUCGUGCUCGCUCGCAGCACGGACGAGAGCGAACGCUUCGAGGUGCAGGGCCGCUUCCAGCAGCUGCCGCCCAACUACUAUGGCCAGGUGAUGGCCACCCAGCUGACUGCCCUGGCCAUGCGCGGCAAUACGACUACCACGAUCGAGGUGCGUCUGCGUCCGCUGCACGCCCGCUGGCGCUAUCGCCUGGAUGUCCUGGCGGACGGACGCAAGGUGUACUUCGAUCGCGAGAGCUUGAAGUUCCAGCACUUUGAUGGCGUCACGGUCUAUACGCCCACCUAUCUGCUCAACCAGUCGCAGGUGGUCGUGCAAUUCGAUGCGGGCAUUGGCGUGGAGGUGGUUGAGAACGAGGGCUUCAUGACGGGACGCGUCUUUCUGCCCUGGAAAUUUAUUAAUAAAACGGCGGGGUUGUUCGGCAACUGGAGCUUCAAUCCCAUGGACGACUUCACGCUGCCCAAUGGCCAGGUGGCCUCGAUCAACCUGAACGACCAGCGCAGCUUGUACAACAACUUUGGCCUCAAGUGGAUGCUGACGGAUCGGGAUGUGCCCAAUGUGGGCGCAGCGCUGUUUACGCGAGAGUUCGGACGCAUGGCCAGCUACUACUCGAAUGCCACAUUCCAGCCGAACUUCGUCAUGGACCCCGCCGACUUCCUGCCCAGCAAUCGCAGCUAUGACCUGGAGCGUGCCGAGGAGCUGUGCGGCGAGUGUGCGCAGUGUCAAUAUGAUUAUGCGAUGACGCUGAAUCGAGACUUGGCCCACUUCACCAAGAACUACUAUGACAGUCUGGUCAACAUGCAAGCCGAGAACGCCAAGCGCGUUGUCUCCUGCGGCGUGCUGCAAACGCCGCGCUUCGGACGCAAGCUCAGCUUUGACUUUAUGCCCGGUGCGAAGGUCUCCUUUGAGUGCAACGAGGGCUUCAUUCUGGUCGGCGAUCAGCGGCGCGAGUGCCUGGCCAAUGGCCUCUGGAAUCUGCCCGAAUAUGGCUAUACGGAGUGUUUGCGUGAGGUGUAUUACACGCGUCGUAUCGCAUUCAUUGCAAUUGGCAUUAUCCUGCUCGUUAUAUGCCCAUUGAUGCUGUGCAUCGUGUGCGGUGUCUAUCGCUAUCGUCAGAAGCAGCUGAAGGAGGAUCCACACUGGCAGAUGACCCUGCCCCGCUCACGUGCCGGUUCGGCGCGCAAUUUGCGCGUCCUGAACUACGAUCCCGAGGACGAUAGCGAUACCGAUGCGAGCACGCUGAAAAAAAGUAGGUCCUACGAUAAAGUAUAUCGCACGAACGAACCAUUACCGGGCAAACCGCAAAUUGAUUUUCCAGCUAAGAAAUGGGAUCUGGACAUGCAGGACGAGGAUGUGACCUCAUCGGAAGGUGAGAAACCCAAGCAGACCGGCCGUCGCUCCCUGCGCUCCGCAUCCGGCACCGAACUGGACCAGCAGCAGGAGGGUCAGCGCGAGCCGGAGGAGGACGACGACUUCGACGAGGCCGACGUGCACACUGGUCAAAUCCAUCCGGCUGGCUAUCAUCAACCGCUCUCGCCCGAGGAGGCCGACCAGCUGCACCAGCAGCAAUACAGCCCCACGUUCAGCGGGGUCGACAGUCGCACCAGUGCAGCCAGCUCCAUCAACUAUACGCCCCAGUCGGCGGCCCAGAAUCGCUUUGGGGGCGUGCCCGUGUUGCCCAGCAACACGCAGUACUACAAUAGGCCAGCCUCGGGUGUGCCGGCGGCAACAACAACAACUGCCACGCCUCUGCGCGUAGCGCCCACAACGACACUGACGCAGGACAGCGGGUUGCCCUCGCCGCCGCCCUUCACCACAUCGCCAACACCCUCGGUGCAAAAAUCCACAGAGGUUUAGCACACGCACACCUACACACACUCACACCCACACACACACACACACACACACAAGCAUUUGCCUUCCCUGCACAGGCUAAAAAGUUCAAAUUUUGUAUAACUAAUUUCAUAUAUCGUAUAUAUAACAUGUAUAUUUUUAUCUAAACUUAAAUAAUUAUUAUACACUCUGCUAAUUGCCCCACCUGUCAUCAAAAUACCUUUAUUAGUAUUUUUUGUUGUUGGUUUGUUUUUGUUGCCAUGACCUUUAAGCAAAUACCUCCCACGCUGUGCUCAAAUAGACCAGACCGCAUCUAAUUUUCAUUUAAAUACCUCAUGAAUAAUCAGCUUAAGCGAUUACAAUAAUGUGUUUCGUCAAUUUUUAUGCAAUUUUCAUCAUUUUAUAAAUAAAAUCUUUGUUAAUAGACGUA